Molecule: messenger RNA, 1149 nt
Organism: Yamadazyma jaroonii
Lineage: Eukaryota; Fungi; Ascomycota; Pichiomycetes; Serinales; Debaryomycetaceae
Source: the annotation of a GenBank genome assembly
AUGGGAGGUAGAAAAGUUACGUAUAAUAUUUCACCUCAGUUUCAAAUUAUUAAACCUUUAGGCCAAGGCGCAUAUGGAUUAGUGUGCCUUGCGAUACACAAACCUACACGAAGAAAAGUGGCAAUUAAGAGGAUAGAAGCUUUUGAAAAUCCUCUAGUGACUUUGAGAACCAUAAGAGAAAUUAAAUUGUUGGAUAAAUUCAAGUUUCAUGAAAAUGUGGUGCAAUUAUUAGAUAUUCAAAUGCCAAAGAGUAUCAAUGAAUUCAAUGAGGUUUACAUAAUUGAAGAAUAUCUUCCCAACGAUUUACACACGAUUAUUCAUAAGUGUUUGUUGAACGAUGACCAUGUUCAGUAUUUCAUUUAUCAAAUAUUGAGAGGUCUAAAAUAUAUCCAUCUGUCGAAUGUUAUUCACAGAGAUUUGAAACCUUCAAAUAUUUUGAUAAAUGAAGAUUCUGACCUCAAGAUAUGUGAUUUUGGUUUGAGUAGAUUAUUGGUAGAUGAAGAAGAUCCAGUAGAUGGAGGCUCCAAAAGGAGACAAAAACAACAGAUUUCGAAUCUAACUGAAUAUGUGGCUACCAGAUGGUAUAGGGCCCCAGAAAUAAUGUUAACUGUGUCUAAUUAUUCAACUGCUGUUGAUACAUGGUCAGUGGGAUGCAUUUUGGCAGAAAUGUUUACAGGAAUACCUCUAUUCCCGGGGAAAGAUUACAAACAUCAGAUUUUAUUGAUUACACAAUUAUUAGGUAAUCCAGCAUACAACGAAGAAGAGAGUAAAUGCAUCAAAACAAUUCGGUCUAAACAAUUUCUACAAAGUAUACUGAACUAUCCUAGAUUGGAUUUCAAAUCAGUGUUCGAAAAUCACCCUAAUAGGUUGCAAAAAUAUGGAUUCCAAGAAAUUAAUCCCCUUGGAAUCGAUUUAUUGGAGAGAUUAUUGGUUUUUGACCCUAAAAAGAGAAUCACAGUCCAAGAAGCUUUAGAACAUCCUUAUUUAGCUCAAUAUCAUGAUGUUAGCGACGAGCCCACCACCACCAAGAUACCUCCUUUCGAAUUUAGAUAUGACUACGAAAAUAAGGACGACUUGAAUACUGAAGUGUUAAAGAUGGAGUUAUACAAUUUCAUUCAUUUCUACAAGGAAAUAAAUUCGACUAGUUAA